This is a messenger RNA of Lobosporangium transversale, 297 nucleotides long. RefSeq lists its product as hypothetical. Gene Ontology annotation, molecular function: RNA polymerase II cis-regulatory region sequence-specific DNA binding; protein dimerization activity; DNA-binding transcription factor activity, RNA polymerase II-specific. The record is from RefSeq and is a predicted model, not a curated record. NCBI's taxonomy places the organism in Eukaryota, Fungi, Mortierellomycota, Mortierellomycetes, Mortierellales, Mortierellaceae. Gene Ontology annotation, biological process: positive regulation of transcription by RNA polymerase II. The transcript is spliced from 2 exons. The annotation marks the transcript as partial.
GAAGACGAUGACGACGAUGAUGAUGAGGAGGCUCCCAAGAGUGGCAAGCGUGCUGGAAGAAGAAAGAUCAAGAUUGAGUAUAUCGAAGACAAAAGUCGACGCCAUAUCACCUUCUCAAAACGCAAGUCUGGAAUCAUGAAGAAGGCAUAUGAACUUAGUACCCUCACAGGAACUCAAGUCUUGUUGUUGGUUGUUUCAGAGACAGGGCUCGUCUACACGUUCACGACACCUAAAUUGCAACCUUUGGUCACUAAACCUGAAGGCAAAAACCUCAUUCAAGCCUGUCUGCAUGCUCCU